Messenger RNA from Drosophila albomicans, 2372 nucleotides. RefSeq names its product heat shock protein 67B1 (gene Hsp67Ba). Lineage: Eukaryota; Metazoa; Arthropoda; Insecta; Diptera; Drosophilidae. Bases 190 to 2064 code for a protein of 624 amino acids. The transcript has a single exon. Gene Ontology annotation, biological process: response to heat; protein refolding. The record is from RefSeq and is a predicted model, not a curated record. Gene Ontology annotation, molecular function: protein folding chaperone.
UCAGCAAUAAGCCCUCAAACGUCAUCCAGUUAGAAGCCGGAACGGAUCGCAGCGCAACGCAUCGCAUCGCAACGCGUCGUGUUUUCCUCCUAUAUAGAGAGUGUCCAAGUCCAGUGUCUAGUGUCCAGUGUCGCAUCAUCCAGAGAUCCCAGCCAGCAAAUAAAGUGAAAAACGAGAAGAGAAGAGAAAAUGUCAUUAAUACCAUUUAUACUCGAUCUCGCGGAGGAGUUGCACGACUUCAACUUGCAACGCAAUCUUAAUCUCGGCCUGGACCUCAUGGAUGAGGUUGGGGGAGGUGGCUUCGGUGUGUAUCCCUUGGAGCAGCAGCUGGCAGCCGCCACAGUAGGAGCAACCUCAACACAAGGCGCACAACAACAACAACAGCUGUCGCCGCCAUCGGGUCGCCGUGUGGCUGCCACACGUCUUGGCCACUCCUCCUCCCCGCCAGCAGGGGGCACAUCGAUGCUCUGGGUGCCCAUUAAGAGCGGAUUGGGAUUGGGCAUGGGAAUGGGACAUCGUCAUCAUCCCUAUGGACGUGUGGCCGGAGCCAAGACCGUCUGCUGCAAUAAGUCGCUGCUGGAGUUGGAGAAAGAGAUGGGCGACAAGGUCAACUCGAGUUCCUCCGCCGCUUCCGCCUGCUCCUCCUCUUCAGCAACACCAUCAGCAGCAGCAGCAGCCAAGACAACAGCAGCAACUUCUUCCUCUGCCUACUCGGUGGUCAAUCGGAAUGGUUUCCAGGUGAGCAUGAACGUCAAGCAGUUCGCUGCCGACGAGCUCAGUGUGAAGACCAUCGACAAUUGCAUCGUCGUCGAGGGGCAGCACGACGAGAAGGAGGACGGACAUGGGGUCAUCUCGCGUCACUUUAUACGCAAAUAUCUGCUACCCAAGGGCUUCGAUCCGGCCGACGUUCAUUCCACGCUCUCUUCGGACGGCAUUCUCACUGUUCGUGCGCCACCACCGCCGCCGCCCGCUCCCAAGUUGGGUGAAGAGAGAGCCGUGGAGCGCAUUGUCGACAUACAGCAGCUGCAGUCGGCGUCGCAGUCGCAGCAGCCACAGCAGCAGCAGCCGAAGGAUGUGCAGUUGGCAACUCCAAAAGCAACGAACGAAGUUGAAGCGCAGCCAGCGCCAAAAACAGCUGCAGCAUCGGCUGCUCUCAACAACAACAGCGAGACGAAGAGCAACAACUCGAAUAAUAACAACAACAGUGAGCCGAAGAGCAACACGAACAGCAGCGAGCCGAAGAGCAUCACGAACAACAGCGAGCCGAAGAGCAACACGACCAGCAGCGAGCCGAAGAGCGCAGUCAACAACACUACGAAUAACAACAACAGCGAGCCGAAGAGCAGCACCAACUCUAGCAACAGCGAGCCGAAGAGCAGCGAUUCGAAAUGCGCUGAAGAGCGCAAUGGCAAUGUAGAAACAACUGCGGCAGCCGCUGUUGCCGUCGAUGUCAACGCCAACGCCAACGCAGCUGAGACAUCCACUGCGACUGCGACUACGACUGCAGAAGAAACUGCAAAUGCAAAAACAAAAGAGACAGAGACUGAGCCCGAUGUGCAAACUUCCAAUAGCAACAACAAUGCCACAACUACUACUUCCAUUGCCAAUUCUAAUUCGAGUGCCAACAACGGCGAACAGCAGCAGCAGCCAGAGUCAGAGUCUCUGAUGGAAGUGGACUCUGCCGAAGCUGCAAGCGCCGCCAAAGAAGACGCCGCCGUUAGCAGCAGCAGCAGCAGCGCUGCAGAGGAAACGAAACCCGAAGAUGCCAAUGCCAAUGGCAAGUCAAGCAUCGCCGAGAAAAAAGAGGAGCAGCAACAGCAGCAGGACGAGGAGGAUGAGAUGCCAGCCGCCAAGAAAGCCAAAACAGAAACGGUUACAACGGCAGCAGAGGAGCCACCAAAGGAGGAGAAGAGCGUCAAAGGUGCCGAGGAAAUUGCUGCUGAGGAUGCAGCCAUAUUGCUGGCCAAGAAUCAGGCCAACAAUGAGAAUGGUGCUGCAGUCACAGUUACAGUUCCCGUUGCUGUCGCUGUCGCUGCCGGCGGCAAGGCUGAAGAGGCCAAAUGAAUAAAGAGAGACUGAAUUAAAGAGAACUACAACUACAUACAACCACAAGAAUUAAGAGAAAUUUGCGCGUUUUAUGCUCUAAAUGUUUUUUGUGUUUAAUUCCACAAAUUCGCAAAUACACCAAGAAUAUUAGAGAGAUAGAAAGAGACACGAGUUCCCAAGAGAACGCAGAGAAGAGAUGAAACUAUGAUAUGAAAUUAUGAUUUCCUACACAGCAAAAGUGUGAAACAAUUACGACUACAAGUAUUCAGUAAACAUUAAGCACAUUAUGUACUUAACUUACAAGUAAAUAAAGAAUUCAAAGAGUA